Linum trigynum is the source of this 5203-nucleotide messenger RNA. NCBI's taxonomy places the organism in Eukaryota, Viridiplantae, Streptophyta, Magnoliopsida, Malpighiales, Linaceae. The record is from the annotation of a GenBank genome assembly.
CCGGAUUCUCUCCAUGCAUUUAAUUUCCAAUUUAAAUUAUUAGAAUUAACCUUGUCCUUCCUAAAAAACCCUUCUUGUGAUCCUGGCCGCUAGAUGAAUAAGGGGAACGGACGGCAACUAGGGGGGAAGCGAGAUUGACAACCCCCUUAGACUAUCUCCAACCCAAGCAUGCAAAUUUGGAGAAAGGGAGGUUUUUGGCUUUUUUCAUCUCCAACCCACCAAUUAUUUGGCUUGCAAAUUUGGAGAAGUGGGCUUGAGGGUGGAUUUGGAGAAAUAGACUAUCUCCAACCCAAACAUGCAAAUUUGGAGAAAGGGAGGUUUUUGGCUUUUUUUCAUCUCCAACCCACCAAUUAUUUGGCUUGCAAAUUUGGAGAAGUGGGCUUGAGGGUGGAUAGAUAGAAGCUCAUAUGGAAAAAUGCAAGGAGAAGGUGGGGGACCAACCAUGGAACCCAAGCCCACACGGUGGGGCCCUCCACUUUCCAACGUUUUUUUUUCUUUUACUUUCUUAAUUUUUGAUUGGUUGGUUAUGAGUUGGGAAGGCAAAUUUAGAAGGUUUAGGGUUGGAGCAAAAAAAGUGUUUUUGGAAGGUAAAAAUGCACAUUUGAGAGCUUAAGAGGCUAAAUAUAACCUUUUGGGUUGGAGUUAGUCUAAGGGAUUGUCACGCUAUCUACUCCCCGUUAACCAUAUUAUCGUACCAACUCAUAGCUCAAACUAGCCAGCUUACUUUGCAGCCCUAACUUUAUCCCCAACAUGAGAUUUAGAAGAAGAAAAAUGAAGGAUAUUUAUUUUUCUUCUUUUUUUUCGUCGUUCUGCGUUUUUUACUGGUUCUGACUUCUGGCGGGCGAAGAACCCCUCCGAAGGCCGGCCUCCGAUUAGUCCCACUCACUCUCUACUCUCUGGUCUUCCUCCUGCCCCGGACAUCGGCGCUGCAACCCUAAUAUGGCCACUGGUUGCUCUCCAUUUUCCGUCUCUCACCGUGGUAUCCGCCUUUGUCGCCGCCGAUAAGUGAUGAUGUCGCAGGCCGUCCGCUCCCUGAACCUUGAUUGUUGGCUGAAGCUUUGAGCUGGCCCAAAAAGUCGCCGUCGACAUCUCCAGUCUCAGCCUGAUUUUGGGUCCGUCUUGCUAACGCUUUGAGUUGGCUCUGCAAAUCUGUGAGUGUGGAGUUCUUCCCAUUUCUCAUUUCUUAUUUGUUCAUUGUAGUGUUUCAUUAGUCCUAAGAUAGCUGCUUGCAGUGAACCAACUAGGAAGAAUUUUAUUUCCGCAAAGGAAAUGGAAGGUAAAUAGCUAGCUUGGAUAAAUCAAUGGUGGAUUGAUGGUAAAUGGGACUACUACAUUCCAAAAGGAAAUUCUAGAAUAACUGUGAACUGAUUCGAUUCUUAUGAAUGAAUGCUGCAUUCCUCUAUUUUUAGUAUUGGUCGGACGUUUUGGGCACUGUGGAGCUAUCACAUUGUGGAAGAAUUGCUUCUGACGGCGAGUUUACUUUGUGGCAGCUUGUUUUUAUUUAUGGUGGAGCCUCAAAAUCAGACUUCAUGUUUGUUCUCUGGAAAAAGAUGUAAUAGACCAAGACAGCAUUGGAUGGACUGGUUUACCUCUGGAUAUUGUUCACCGAUGUCCCAGUGAGUUAAGCCAAGUUGAAGGGCUGAGGUGGGUCUGGAAAUUUUGCGGAUGUCUGCCAGAGUGCUGCAGAUUGCCAGCCACUUUAAGGUGCACCCAUUUUCAAUUCACUCACCUAAGCCCCUUGACUUCCAUUUUGCACGGGUUCAUUCUUCUAGCUUAUAUUACCUCCAUCAGUUUUGCCCUUCUUCCCCUUGCUCCGGUCCUCAUUCUUUGAACUCGAAUGAAUGCCGGAUAUUGGUCGUUGGACUGUCUAAAUUGAUAAAAUACAAGAAAGGAUUCGUCUUGAAGGCCUUUUCUCUGAAGUUCUCCCCUUACUUCCUAGUAAAGACUAUGAAAUUGUUGGAAUCCCGUGAAGCCGCAUUUGCAUUCUUCAAACUCGCGUUUCAAAAUGAUUCCCAGGAUACAGUUGAGUCCUGUUGCAUUGCAGCCCACGCCUUGGCUGCAGAGAAUUUCAGGUGUCUUGCACAGGACAUUGUGUCAUUGGUAUUUAGGAGAAUUGGAUCUCAGAGGAGUAGAGACUUGGUGGAUUUUAUGUGGGCAAAGCACAGUGAAUAUGAGUCUGAUUUCUCAGUUCUUGACACUAUCAUGCGCAGUUUCUUGAAUGCAAAUAUGGGUUAUGAGGUGCUUGACAUUUUAGGCAGGAUGAGGGAGGCAGGAGUUAGGCCAAGUUCAUCUGCUAUCACUAUUCUGUUGAAGUUUUUGCUAAGAGAUGGUGAUUUCGCUGGUACCUGGAAGUUGUUCAGGGACAUCGUUCGCAUAGGGUAUCAACCUUGUAAUUACAAUUUCAACACUAUGAUUCAUGGGUUUUGUCAGAAGGGACAUGUUAGAGUUGCAGAGAGUUUGUUGCACAUAAUGUGGAGAUUUAGGUGUGAACCAGAUGUCUAUUCCUACAACAUUAUGAUCAAUGCAUGCUGCAUGAGAGCCCAGACUUCAGAGGCACUUUGUUGGUUAGAUUUCAUGAUUCAAAGUGGUUGUAAACCAAGUAUACCUACAUUAAACACUAUAAUUAACGCAUUCUGUAGUAAAGGAAAUGUAGAUGAAGCUAGAAAGAUAUUUGAUGGGAUUGAAGAGUUCGGUCUCUUACCUAUUGUCUCAACAUACAAUACAAUGUUGAAUGGAUAUCUGAAGGCAAAGAAAGUCACUCAGGCGAAGAUGCUUUAUGAUGAAAUGAAAAAUAAGUGCAUACCACCAGAUGGUGUGACAUUCAAUACGUUGGUAGCUGGAUAUUAUAGGUAUGGGAGAGGAGAGGAUGCUGACCGCUUGUUGAUAGAUCUAUCUGUAUCAGGGUUGCUUCCACCUGCUUCAUUAUAUGGUAUCUCCAUUGCAGGGCUAUGUUGGGUUGGGCACGUGGACAAAGCAAUGCAACUCUUGAAAGAUAUUCUUGAGAAGGGAGUAUGUCUAAGUAGUGUUGCUUUUAAUUCUGUUAUUGUUGCUUGUAGCCAAUUAGGACAAGAAGAGAAUGCAUAUGAAGCUUAUAGACUCAUGCUCAGUUUUGGUAUAGCUCCUUCUUCUCUUACAUGCAGUUCGUUACUUAUGGGCUUAUCCAAGAGGGGUAGAGUGCAAGAAGCAACAGAACUUCUGCAUAAAAUGAUUGAGAGAGGAUUUCGUAUCAACAGAAAAGCUUUUACGAUUAUCUUGGAUGGGUAUUUCAAGAGAGGGGAUGUAGAUGGGGCUUGCAGUCUAUGGGAUGAAAUGGAAGGGAUGGGUAUGCAUGCUGAUGUUGUUGCCUAUUCAGCUUUCAUUGAUGGUCUUUCAAAAGCAGGCUUGAUGGAGGAGGCGUAUAAUGUAUUCUUGGAAAUGUCGAUGAAAGGAUGCAUCCCCAAUAGUUUUACAUACAACUCCUUGAUCCUUGGGUUUUGCAACUCUGGGAAACUAAGUGAUGCUCUACAGUUGGAGAAAGAGAUGAGGCAACAAGGCCUUCUUCCUGACACAUUUACAAUUAAUAUCAUCAUUCGCGGAUUCUGUAAAGCAGGGAAAAUGAAGAUGGCGGAGGAUGCAUUUGCAGACAUGUUCCGAACUGGUUUAACCCCUCCUGAUAUUGUCACAUACAACACUUUGAUCAGUGGAUAUUGCAAAGCAUUUGAAACGGUUCGUGCAGAUGAGCUCGUGAAGAGAAUGUAUGCUGGGGGGUGGGAACCAGACAUCAACACAUAUAACAUCCGAAUUCAUGGGUUUUGUAAUACUCAAAAAAUGAAUCGAGCUGUGAUCCUGCUGAACGAGUUGAUUACAAUGGGGAUUAUUCCAGACACGGUAACAUACAACACCAUGAUAAAUGGUGUUUGUACAGAUGUUCUGGAUCGUGCGGUAAUCUUGAGUGCCAGACUGCUGAAAAUGGGGUUUGCACCAAAUGUUAUUACCACCAAUAUAUUGUUGUCUCAGUUUUGCAAUCAAGGAAUGCCCGAGAGGACGUUGAUGUGGGUAAAGAAACUGAGUGAGAUUCCGUUUGUUCUGGAUGAAAUUUCUUAUAAGAUUAUGGGGAAAGCUUUCAGUAAUAUUGAAAAUAAAGUUGAACUUGUGAGGGGAACCUAUGAAAAGACCCUCUUUCUGGAUUUCCUCAUGUAUAUCACAUAUGAUUAUUUUUGUAGAACUAGCCGCCAGACUCAGAGGAUUACAGUUGAAGAUCCUCUUAAACUGACUGAACGUGCUUGUGUUGGAUAUUGAGCAUUGGGAUUAGGUUCUAGAGUGGAAGGGCAUUGAAUUGCGAAGGUGAAUGGGAAAGGAGAACGAAGUCUCCAGGUCCUAGACCAGGUGCAUAGUUGAAGCGACCAAAACAAAUUUACCAUGAUUCUGGUUGUUUUGCAAAGAUUUUUCAAUGCAGUUUUGACAAUCGAUGUGCACAAUUGACUGAACCCAAGUUCAGGCAUGAUCUUUACUUUUCAAGAGAUUGAAUUCUGCAAGGACAAUUCAGUCCGGCUGUAUGUCUGAGUCUGACAAGGAGGCAUGUAGCACCGCACCGCAUCUGACUGUAAGUAUUUAUCAAGCAACAUUGUAAAGGUCACAUAGUUCAGUCUCUAUAUGAAUUCCUGACUAAUACUAUUUUAUUUACCCUAUUUUAUUUACUCUUGUUUGAUGUGUGCAUAUCAACUAGUCUUCAAGGGUGUGCUAGAGAUAUUGAAAUGAAAAAGCGCACCCUGGAGAAGCGAUGAGCAAAAUCAGAUUUGCAGGUGCAUGGAAGCCAAGAAUGACAUUGUGGUGAGUCGUAAUUUACAUAUUCUUUCAUUGUGAAUCAUUGGAAGCUUUAACUGCUUAAAGUAAUUCAUGUCUUUAGGAUAGGCUUCUACAUUUUGGAUGACUUACAGCAGUACUGUCGUCUAAGCUUUAACUGCUUAAAGUAAUUCGUGUCUUUAGGAUAAGCUUUAACUGCAAUUUUCACCAAAUCUGACUGUUUCUUGUUCUCUUCAUUGUCCACUGAUGGUGCUUGAAUACAUUCAGGUACCUGAUGCCAUUUUCUCUUAGGUGGUUAUCAAGCUAGAGUGUGUUGUAGAUAUUAUGUAAAUUCCUCUAGCAUUUUGUAAAGAAUGGCUUGCUGCUGAAAUCUUAGAAAGGAAAUAUCUGCUUUAUUUCAACAUAAAAUUAAAUUAGCUCA